AUGGCUGGCGAUGAUGCUAACACUCCCAAACCUGAAUCAAAAACAUUGCAUCCAGUUUACUCGGUAGCCAACAUUCAAAACAAGAUCCGCACACUCGAUGGGGUUAAGGUCACAUACUCGGCAUGGGUCAAGCUCUUCAAGCUCCAUGCACGUGGUUAUCGUGUCCUCAACCAUAUCGACGGCACUGCUCCACCGGCGAAGACCGAUCCGACUUACGAGUCGUGGGCGGAAAUCGAUGCAAUCGUUCUCCAGUGGGUUUAUGGAACCCUCUCGGAUGACUUGCUUGUUCGGGUUUUGGAUGCGGAAACCACUGCUCGUCUUGCUUGGGAGAAGAUUCAAAACAUCUUUAUCAGUAACAAAAGCUCAAGAGCAGCCACAUUGGAACAUGAAUUCACCAACACUACUCUAUCAUCUUGCGCCUCUCUAGAUGACUACUGCCAAAAACUAAAAGAUUUGGCAGAACAACUAGGUGAUGUGGAUCAUCCGGUCACCGAAUCACGUGUAGUGCUACAGUUGGUGAGGGGGCUUCCAACGGAGUUCGACACGGUUGCCUCUUUCAUCAACCAAUCAAGCACGACGUGGGACAAUGCGAGGAGCAUGCUGCAAUUGGAACAACACCGUCAGAAUGCUCGACAACAACCUACUCUUGUUGCUUCACGAAGCAACCCACAGCCGCCACCUCCUCCGCCGGGCUUCCCGGCUCCGGUUCAAGACACUUCUGCUCCCAAUUCAACCAUGUAUGACCAAGGCUCCUCCCGUUCUUUCACCCGUGGACGUGGCAGGGGUCGCCGUGGUGGUGGUCGGAACAACAACAAUAAUCGUGGGGGUGGUCGGUCUGGAUCGGGGUACCUUGCUCAGCCUACCCCACCAGGCUUCUCAACUCAGCCGCUAAAUGCUUACGCCCCAUGGGGGUCUCCGGCUGCCUACCAACCUUGGGCGCCGCCGCCAUGCCCCUAG
This is a messenger RNA of Helianthus annuus (common sunflower), 957 nucleotides long. RefSeq lists its product as uncharacterized. The record is from RefSeq and is a predicted model, not a curated record. NCBI's taxonomy places the organism in Eukaryota, Viridiplantae, Streptophyta, Magnoliopsida, Asterales, Asteraceae. Bases 1 to 957 code for a protein of 318 amino acids. The transcript has a single exon.